GUGGCCUGGCCUGUGGGGGUGGUGGGUGUGUCUCUGCGUCUGCUCUGCCUCUUUGGACUUUUUCUUUCCCUUUGAUUUUGGCCUCCAAACAUUGAGUGAGGGGCGAAAUUUGAAGGGAUGGGUUGCUCCUAGAUCUGCUUCUGCUUCUGAUGAACAACAAAUGUAUCAACCAAAGACUGUUCCUGGUUCAAGUUUAGUCCGCAACAACUCAAUAGUUCAUGGUCAGCAUUUAGAUUGUGGUGCUAGCCAAAUGGACCCCAUAAGUGGAGGGAACAGCCUCACCAACAACCCUAAUCUUGCAUCAAAGCAACGAUUGCGCUGGACACAUGAGCUUCAUGAACGUUUUGUUGAUGCUGUAGCUCAACUUGGUGGGCCAGAUCGAGCUACACCAAAAGGAGUUCUCAGGGUCAUGGGUGUACAAGGUUUGACAAUAUACCAUGUCAAAAGCCAUUUACAGAAAUAUCGCCUUGCAAAAUAUCUCCCUGAUUCUUCAUCUGAUGGUAAAAAAGCUGACAAGAAAGAAACUGGGGAUAUGCUUUCCAAUUUGGAUGGUUCCUCUGGGAUGCAAAUUACCGAAGCUCUAAAGUUGCAGAUGGAGGUGCAAAAGCGCUUGCAUGAACAAUUGGAGGUGCAGAGACAGCUACAGUUGCGAAUAGAGGCUCAAGGGAAGUAUUUAAAGAAAAUUAUUGAGGAGCAGCAGCGUCUCAGCGGAGUCCUUGCAGAAGCACCUGGCUCUGGAGCCUCAGUCCCAGCUUUUGGUGACAAUGGCCUGGAAUCUGACAAGAAGACUGACCCUGCAACUCCAGCCCCAACUUCAGAAUCUCCUCUACAAGAUAAGGCUGCCAAAGAACGAGCCCCUGCCAAGAGCCACUCUAUUGAUGAGUCUUUCUCCUCUCACCAUGAGCCUUUGACCCCAGAUUCAGGUUGCCACGUUGGUUCCCCAGCAGGGAGUCCUAAGGGUGAGAGGUUGAUGAAGAAACAACGGGUGAGCAUGGCUGCGGCAUUUGCUAAACCUGAUGUGGUACUUCCACACCAGAUAUUAGAGUCAAGCAUAAGCUCCUCCUUCCAACAAUCACACUCUGUUUUCAUGACGAGAGAGCAAUUUGAUCCUUCAUCUGGGAUGUCGAAGGGAAAUGAAGAUCAAUUGGAGAAGGCUUCUGGAACUGAGCUGUAGUUUUAUGUGCGACAAGGUAUAUGUUCUCCAUUACAUUUUGGCUGUGUAUCUCUGGGAGGAAAUUUCUGAUUAGGUCAAAAAAUACUUGUUAAUGUCUGAUGUACGAGAUAAUUAGGCUCAAGUAGAUCUGUCCCUUUAUACUGAUUUUUCUAGCUUUCAUAUAGUGUACUUGAAUUUUAAUUAGAAAUGAGAAAUUAUUGUGAACAAUGCUGGAGACUUGGCUUACAUAUACUGCCAUGUCUGUCAGAUCCCUUGACUGUUAUGUUUUGCUUGAAGGUCUCAAGACUUUGAUGGCUUGGAUUGGUUAUUGUCAAUUGGGAUCUUUUGCCAUUGGCACUAUUUCUAUACUGAGAGACAAUUUCCCUUUGUAGGGCGUA
Messenger RNA from Theobroma umbraticum, 1551 nucleotides. RefSeq names its product myb-like HTH transcriptional regulator family protein. Gene Ontology annotation, molecular function: DNA-binding transcription factor activity; DNA binding. The record is from RefSeq and is a predicted model, not a curated record. NCBI's taxonomy places the organism in Eukaryota, Viridiplantae, Streptophyta, Magnoliopsida, Malvales, Malvaceae.